This is a messenger RNA of Menidia menidia (Atlantic silverside), 1170 nucleotides long. The record is from the annotation of a GenBank genome assembly. NCBI's taxonomy places the organism in Eukaryota, Metazoa, Chordata, Actinopteri, Atheriniformes, Atherinopsidae.
AUGAGCUCUACGGAACGGCCGAGCAGGACUUUAAAGGGCAAAGAGCAGAUUCCGAUCACGCCUUUGUCUCCAAGCCUCAGACUGGACUGCUUCGCACAGCUGGUGGCACCCAAUAAAAAUCGAUAUCGCUCUCGCUUGGCGGCGUCCAAAGAAACUGCUGCAAGGAAAGCUGCGACCCCGAUGCCACCGUCCGAGUUUCUGGACAAACUUAUGGGUAAAGUUUCGGGUUAUGACGCCAGAAUCCGGCCAAAUUUCAAAGGGCCGCCUGUAAACGUAACCUGCAACAUUUUUAUCAACAGUUUUGGGUCCAUCGCUGAAACAACAAUGGACUACAGAGUGAACAUCUUCCUGCGGCAGCAGUGGAACGACCCCCGGCUGGCCUACAGCGAGUACCCCGACGACUCCCUGGACCUGGACCCCUCCAUGUUGGACUCCAUCUGGAAGCCCGACUUGUUCUUCGCCAACGAGAAGGGGGCCAACUUCCACGAGGUCACCACGGACAACAAGCUGCUGCGCAUCUCCAAAAACGGCAACGUGCUGUACAGCAUACGAAUAACACUGAUCUUGGCUUGUCCUAUGGAUCUGAAAAACUUCCCAAUGGACGUCCAGACCUGCAUCAUGCAGCUGGAGAGCUGUAAAUUCACCUGCAUCGAGGCUCGCUUCCACCUGGAGCGUCAGAUGGGCUACUACCUGAUCCAGAUGUACAUCCCCUCGCUGCUCAUCGUCAUCCUGUCCUGGGUCUCCUUCUGGAUCAACAUGGACGCGGCGCCGGCCCGGGUGGGGCUGGGCAUCACCACCGUGCUGACCAUGACCACGCAGAGCUCCGGCUCCAGGGCCUCUCUGCCCAAGGUGUCCUACGUGAAAGCCAUCGACAUCUGGAUGGCUGUCUGCCUGCUGUUCGUGUUCUCGGCCCUGCUGGAGUACGCCGCCGUCAACUUCAUCGCCCGCCAACACAAGGAGCUGCUGCGCUUCAGACGGAGGCGACGACACAUGAAGGUGAGUGCCCCGCGUUUCCCUCCGUCCGAUCAACAAAACGUCCAUGAUGUUAGAGUUUUGGGGGGAACGCUGAUCGGUUCGGGCUUCCAGAUCCCGCUGUUUCCACAUCUGCACUCCGGUCGUCACUGCUUACGACACGUAAAGACGCUAAAGGAGCUGAAAAUAGCCAAUUAA